CACCAAGCUUCCCUUCAUUCAUUAAGAUCUCUUAAGUUUCUUGACAUUAUAUAGCCAAGCUAAAGGACAUUCUCUUCUUCAACCAACUCUCUCUUCUCUUUGCAAACACCCACAACCAGAACAUAUGCAAUCAUCAAAGCAAACCAUGCAGAUCAUUCUUUUCAGUUUGAUCUUUUCUUCUUCCCUUGCUCUUUUUCUGCUUCCGUUCUGCCAAGCCAACGUUACUGCCGCCCCUAGAGGCCGAGUCCUGUCAAAUUGUGGGAUCCAGGCGAUUUUCAACUUUGGCGACUCAUAUUCCGAUACCGGGAAUGCCCUGGUUGAAUCUCAUGGUGGGGGGUACAUGGGCAAAUUUCCCUAUGGCAUGUCAAUCCACCAGGCGACGGGGAGAUUCAGCGAUGGCUACUUAAUCAUUGAUCACAUUGCUCGUCGGAAGCACGUGGAGUCGUCGUUGUUCCUACUCACCGGUGCAUCGGCCAACGACUACUUGAGCAUAAAUGUGAACUCCAGCCUCCAGCGGAUGAAAGACAUGGUGCCUGAUGUAAUUGCAGCAGUUAAGACUUACAUUAAGCAGCUCAUAAUUAACCAUGGUGGCACCAAGGUGGUGGUGGUGGGAGCUUUUCAAAUUGGGUGCGGGGUGAGAUUUGAUUUCCAUGGGGGCACCAAGUUUCAUUGCAAUAACAGCAGCUUCAAUUCCUUGGCCACACUUCACAACCAACUCCUCAAGGAAGAGCUUCGAAGGCUAAGAGACGAGUUUCCCGGCACUCGAAUCGUCUAUGGAGACAUGUGGGAUGCCUUUCAAUGGAUCAUGGACCAUUUUUCUGGUCGAUCGGUGCGUGCGUAG
Molecule: messenger RNA, 841 nt
Organism: Linum tenue
Lineage: Eukaryota; Viridiplantae; Streptophyta; Magnoliopsida; Malpighiales; Linaceae
Source: the annotation of a GenBank genome assembly